Molecule: messenger RNA, 2714 nt
Organism: Gadus morhua (Atlantic cod)
Lineage: Eukaryota; Metazoa; Chordata; Actinopteri; Gadiformes; Gadidae
Gene: utp4
Product: UTP4 small subunit processome component
Exons: 17
Coding region: 114-2168 (684 amino acids)
Biological process (GO): maturation of SSU-rRNA from tricistronic rRNA transcript (SSU-rRNA, 5.8S rRNA, LSU-rRNA)
Cellular component (GO): t-UTP complex; small-subunit processome; 90S preribosome
Molecular function (GO): RNA binding; protein binding
Source: RefSeq, a predicted model, not a curated record
UAUCCGGUUCAAAGGCUCUCAACGUGGGUCACUACUGUUUUCAACGUGUGCCCCUAGUAGAAAUAAUAAAAGGAUACUUAUAGAGCUAAAUAAAGAAACAACACACAGUGACAAUGGGGGAAUUCAAAGUGCACCGGGUGCGGUUCUUCGACUACAUGCCCAGUGCCAUCAGUGCCAUGGCAUUCAACGUGCACACAGAGAGACUCGCGGUGGCUCGUGCUGACGGGACAGUAGAGAUCUACAACUUCGCAGACAACUGCUUUCAAGAAAAGGUGAUCCCGGGGAAGGAUGGCAGGACAGUCGAGGCACUCUGCUGGGCUGGGCAGCGUCUGUUCAGUACAGGUCUCAAUGGAGAGAUUGUGGAGUAUGACCUGGAGAACCUGAGGUCGAAGUACACCGUGGAAGCGUACGGAGGACCAGUCUGGACUAUCAGCAGCAACAGUCAGGGGACACAACUUGCGGUCGGUUGUGAGGAUGGGACAGUGAAAAUCUUUGAACUUGUGGAAGACAGUAUUCAGUUUCAAAGUAACUUCGACAGACUGAAAAGUCGUGUCCUAUCUCUUUCAUGGCAUCCAUCUGGCACACAAAUUGCUGCUGGCACCAUGGACAUGAUCCGUGUGUUUAACGUCACCACAGGCCACGCCACUCAAAGGAUGAUGGUGGAUAGGGCUGCGGGGGCCAAUAAGAAGAAAGAAGUGGCGGUCUGGAGCGUGGUCUUCCUGUCCGACAACACGGUCAUCAGCGGAGACUCUGCCGGGAAGGUCCAGGUGUGGGACAGCCAGAUGGGCACGCUGAUCCGCACCCACCUGGUGACCAAGUGGGACGUCAUGGCGCUGGCAGUCUCCCGGGACGAGAGCAGCCUGCUGGCGGGCACGUCGGAGGGCAGCGUGGUCCAGUUCCAGUUCAUCUCGGCCCGCCUGGAUCAGCCCGACAAGGAGUGGCAGCGCACCCGAACCCUGAGGAGCCACUCGCACGACGUCCGGGCCCUGGUCCACACGGACACCGCCGCCGUCUCAGGAGGAAAUGAUGCGCAUCUGGUAGUCCGACCUUUUAUGGAGAAAGUUGUUAAGGGUAGCAAGGAAUCUGCGCCGUGCAAAAUCACCUUCCCACAUAGAAGCCUGGUGUCGUGUGGGAAGAAGGCAGGAAUUUUGCUCUUCCAGUUUCCUGAACGCUUGGAGGUCUGGAGACUCGGUGAAAGCAACGAAAACGGGAUACCAGGAGAGGAGCUAUCUGUGACAAAGAAACCCGAGGCACUGAUUCACCUGAAGAGAAAGGGCGAUGAUCACAUUUGCUGCAGUACUCUGUCUCCAUGUGGAGGCUGGCUGGCCUACGCCUCUGCCUCCAGCGUCCGUCUCUUCCAACUCCAGUAUGACAACGACAGCAUCGCCCUCACUAAGGUUAAGCUGCCGAAGGUCCUUCGCUGGGCCAACCAGCUGUGCUUCUCCGCCGACUCCUCCAGACUUUUCGCUUCCUUCAGCCAGUCAUCAGUCCUCGUCUUUGCUCUUAGCAAGUCGGAGGCCAAAUACGUGCACACCCUCAAACCCAAGUCGGUCUCUAAGCAGGCGGUUCACCUGAUGUCCACAAGCGACGACGGCCAGUGGCUAGCCACCGCCAACUCUGACUGUGAGGUCCACGUCUACAACCUCAAAAAACUCAAGUACCACUGUACGGUCCCAGUGUACGGCUCCUGUCCUAGUGCCAUGGCCAUUCACCCAACAGGCAGUAACGUUGUCAUGGUGCACGCUGACCAGAAGAUCUUUGAGUACUCCUUGGAGCAGAAGGAGUACACCGAGUGGAGUCGCAGCCUGGCGAAAAAGGGCCUUCACGGCUCGUGGCUUAACAGGGUCGCACCCGUCACCCACGUCUCCUUCAGCGCCAGCAACCCAGACUACAUCAUCCUGCAUGACAUGAACAUGUUCUGCAUCAUUGACAAGAGUCUGCCACUUCCGGAGAAAGACUCUGACCUGUGCAAUCAAAAUCAACUACGUUCUAUGAAUGAGGCUGCAAGGGUCAAAGACAGCCAUGCUUUCAAGAUUUGUGAGAUGUUCAAGAACCUGCUCUGCGUGGGCUUGAUGGAGGACCAUUCCCUCGUCGUGGUGGAGCGCCCCCUACUGGACAUCGCCACUCGGUUACCUGCACCGGUUCGACAGAAGAAGUUUGCCACAUAGAGCGAGGUCAGAUAACCGUGCUGGUUUUCCUGGUGGCAUCGGAGCCCUGUCAAUACUGCUCGCAGCCGAUAUCAGUCAUUUCUGGGGGGGUCCUAAAAGCUGUUGGCAAGGUCAAGCGAGGCCGGUGGCUAUUGUCCUAUUUAGUAUGUGUAUAUUGAAUGCAGUCAUGGUGGCAGACGUGGACACUUGCUGAAAGAAAAGCCCAAUAACAAGGACUUCAAUGGUGUUUUUAAUCAGAACAAAGAUAUGUGUUGUUUCACAUACUAGCCCGGGCUGAGUCCAAAUUUUCUCUUUACUUUUCAUUCAGGUUCUAUAUCACGGACAUCUAAUGUGUAGGGCCAUAAGAUGCCCCCAUGAGUGCAUCUCAAACAAGGCCUGACUUUGGGACUGGGCAGAUUGAGUUACACACAACAGUUGAUUACGAGGAUGUUUUAAUAGAGGUUAUUGAAGUCGACUCAAUACUAGCGAUUUUAUGCUACCGGUGUCCCAAACUCCCACUCCCAUGCUUUGUAAAGAUUUCUAAUGUAAUAAAUAUAACUAUUUCCA